Messenger RNA from Hyposmocoma kahamanoa, 5126 nucleotides. RefSeq names its product sodium/potassium-transporting ATPase subunit alpha (gene Atpalpha). The record is from RefSeq and is a predicted model, not a curated record. The transcript has 18 exons. Gene Ontology annotation, cellular component: membrane. Gene Ontology annotation, molecular function: P-type sodium:potassium-exchanging transporter activity; ATP hydrolysis activity; ATP binding. NCBI's taxonomy places the organism in Eukaryota, Metazoa, Arthropoda, Insecta, Lepidoptera, Cosmopterigidae. The coding region runs from base 213 to 3452 and encodes 1079 amino acids. Gene Ontology annotation, biological process: intracellular potassium ion homeostasis; potassium ion import across plasma membrane; sodium ion export across plasma membrane.
GUUUCGUACCACGAUGACAUAGCCCCAGUGCCGUGCGACGAGACUACGUGGACGCGCACACAUUUUUAAGUUUUUACGUUGAAACGAGGAAUCCGUAAAGGUCCCCGUUGUUGCAGAACUAACGACGACCCACCCCGCUCCGUUGAGGGAUUGAGGCGAGACCGAGAGGCGGCUUGCUCCUUUUAUCCGCCUUUUCAUAGAGACUAGCGAAAAUGGGCGAGCAUGGACGUUCUGACUCGUACCGCGUCGCCACCAUCGGCCCCAUUAAGGACGAUAAUAGAACCGCUGACGGACAGUAUAAGACACGCCGGAAACCCCCCGCGAAAAAACGGAAAACAGGAGAUUUAGACGAUCUCAAACAGGAGUUGGACAUCGACUAUCACAAAGUCACGCCUGAGGAACUCUACCAAAGAUUUCAAACACACCCAGAAAAUGGCCUUAGUCACGCAAAAGCGAAAGAGAAUCUUGAAAGGGAUGGUCCAAACGCGCUUACGCCGCCAAAACAGACGCCCGAAUGGGUGAAGUUUUGUAAAAAUCUGUUCGGUGGUUUCGCGUUAUUAUUGUGGAUUGGUGCUAUUCUAUGCUUUAUUGCCUACGGAAUUCAGGCGAGUACCGUAGAGGAACCAGCGGAUGACAACUUGUACCUCGGCAUAGUACUGGCGGCGGUGGUGAUCGUAACGGGCAUCUUCUCGUACUACCAGGAAAGCAAGUCUUCGAAGAUCAUGGAAUCAUUCAAGAACAUGGUGCCGCAGUUCGCAACUGUCAUUCGUGAGGGUGAGAAGCUAACUCUACGAGCUGAGGACCUUGUGCUUGGUGAUAUUGUUGAGGUGAAAUUUGGCGACCGUAUUCCUGCUGACAUCCGGAUAAUCGAGGCCCGUGGCUUCAAAGUCGACAACUCCAGUUUAACCGGCGAGUCGGAACCCCAGUCCCGCGGCUCCGAGUUCACCAACGAGAACCCGCUCGAGACCAAGAACUUGGCUUUCUUUUCCACCAACGCUGUCGAGGGAACUGCAAAGGGAAUCGUCAUCUGCUGCGGAGAUAACACCGUAAUGGGCCGCAUCGCCGGUCUCGCUUCUGGUCUGGACACGGGCGAGACUCCCAUCGCCAAGGAGAUCCACCAUUUCAUCCAUCUCAUCACGGGCGUGGCCGUCUUCCUCGGCGUCACCUUCUUCGUCAUCGCUUUCAUCCUCGGCUAUCACUGGCUGGACGCCGUCAUCUUCCUAAUUGGUAUCAUCGUAGCAAACGUACCUGAAGGUCUACUGGCUACAGUCACUGUGUGUCUGACCUUGACUGCAAAACGUAUGGCCUCCAAGAACUGCUUGGUAAAAAAUUUGGAAGCUGUCGAGACUCUCGGCUCCACCUCCACUAUCUGCUCCGAUAAGACCGGCACGCUGACUCAGAACAGAAUGACCGUGGCUCACAUGUGGUUUGACAAUCAGAUCAUUGAGGCUGACACCACAGAGGACCAGUCCGGUGUGCAAUACGACCGCACUAGCCCCGGCUUCAAAGCUCUGGCCAAGAUCGCGGCUCUGUGCAACCGCGCCGAGUUCAAAGGCGGUCAAGAUGGCGUGCCCAUUCUGAAGAAGGAAGUUGCCGGUGACGCUUCCGAAGCCGCUCUCCUGAAAUGCAUGGAACUAGCCCUCGGCGAUGUCUUAUCCAUCAGAAAGAAGAACAAGAAAGUCUGCGAGAUUCCCUUCAACUCCACCAACAAGUAUCAAGUUUCUAUCCACGAGAGCGAUGACCCUAGCGACCCCCGCCACUUGCUCGUAAUGAAGGGAGCACCGGAAAGAAUCUUGGAACGAUGCAGUACCAUCUUUAUUGGUGGAAAGGAAAAGGUGCUGGAUGAAGAAAUGAAGGAAGCCUUCAACAACGCGUACCUGGAACUCGGCGGCCUGGGCGAGCGCGUGCUGGGCUUCUGCGACUUGCAACUCCCUUCGGACAAAUACCCCAUCGGAUUUAAGUUCAACACCGACGACGUCAAUUUCCCCGUCGACAACCUGAGAUUUGUCGGCCUGAUGAGUAUGAUCGACCCGCCGAGAGCUGCUGUGCCCGAUGCCGUCGCCAAGUGCCGGUCUGCUGGUAUUAAGGUAAUCAUGGUCACGGGCGACCACCCGAUCACAGCAAAGGCUAUCGCUAAGUCCGUGGGCAUCAUCUCAGAAGGCAACGAGACCAUCGAAGACAUCGCGGCUAGACUCAACAUCCCCGUAUCAGAGGUGAACCCUCGUGAGGCCAAGGCAGCCGUUGUGCACGGAACGGAACUCAGGGAACUCAAUUCGGAACAGCUCGAUGAGAUUCUCAAGUACCACACGGAGAUUGUAUUCGCGCGCACAUCGCCACAACAGAAACUGAUCAUUGUAGAAGGCUGCCAGCGCCUUGGCGCCAUCGUGGCUGUCACAGGUGACGGCGUCAACGACUCCCCUGCUCUGAAAAAGGCUGACAUUGGUGUUGCUAUGGGCAUUGCUGGUUCUGAUGUGUCUAAACAGGCGGCUGACAUGAUCCUUCUGGACGACAACUUCGCAUCCAUCGUCACAGGCGUGGAAGAGGGCCGUCUCAUCUUCGACAAUCUCAAGAAAUCCAUCGCGUACACUCUCACUUCGAACAUUCCUGAAAUCUCCCCCUUCCUGGCCUUCAUCCUUUGCGAUAUCCCACUGCCGCUUGGCACUGUCACCAUUCUUUGCAUCGAUCUAGGAACCGACAUGGUGCCCGCCAUUUCCCUGGCUUACGAGGAGGCAGAAUCUGACAUAAUGAAGCGACAGCCGCGUAAUCCUUUCACUGAUAAACUAGUAAACGAGAGUGUUGGUUGUUCUGAUUGCUUGGUGUUACCAAAGGUGCCUGCUAUAUCCUUGGCGUACGAGGCGCCCGAGUCCGAUAUCAUGAAGCGGCAGCCCCGGAACCCUUACACCGACAACCUCGUCAACAGAAGGUUGAUUUCAAUGGCGUACGGCCAAAUUGGUAUGAUCCAAGCCGCGGCCGGAUUCUUCGUGUACUUCGUGAUCAUGGCUGAAAACGGAUUCUUGCCGUUGACGCUCUUCGGCAUUCGAAAGCAAUGGGACUCGAAAGCUAUCAACGAUCUCCCCGACACCUAUGGACAGGAAUGGACCUACCGUGAUCGCAAAGCCCUCGAGUAUACCUGCCACACCGCGUUCUUCGUGUCCAUCGUCGUAGUGCAGUGGGCCGACUUGAUUAUCUGCAAGACUCGCCGCAACUCGAUUGUGCACCAGGGUAUGCGCAACUGGGCCCUCAACUUCGGCAUCAUCUUCGAAACGGCGCUCGCGGCCUUCCUUUCUUACACGCCUGGUAUGGACAAGGGACUGCGGAUGUAUCCCCUUAAGUUCGUGUGGUGGCUGCCUGCCAUCCCGUUCAUGCUGUCGAUCUUCAUUUACGACGAGAUCCGGCGCUUCUACCUGCGUCGCAACCCGGGCGGCUGGCUCGAACAAGAGACUUACUACUAGGCUGCACCCCCCACUGUCCACGGCGUGCAUCAGUUAGUUACUGCGUACAUAACGUUCAUUUGUGUUCUAUAUCAGACUGACAGAGGUUGCGGUGCCGUCUCGGUAUAUGUGUAAUCGCUGUCGUGUACUGUACGCUUCUCACCGCUUGUUACCGCAUCGCUCCCGCAGGGCGGCCCUUAUGUAUGUACCUGUCAAUGUUAUCCGUUGUUCGAUGUUCGUUUUCGCGUGACGUGACGGGCGGACGGCCGCGCCACAAACACAUUAUGUUUAACGAACUAUGUAUGUAUAUAUGCACAGUGGAGAAUGAGGUUUGAUAUUUGUGAUGAAAAAAAUUAUUAUACACAUAUUAUUGUUUAAAAUCGUGAAUCAUGUUAUUUUUGUAUUAAAAUCUUUUAAAAUGUAAUUUGAGUAUUAGAAUCGCGUCAUGAGACACUCGGAGAACGUUGGGAGCGCCGUCGGGCGGCGGGCCGCGGCCGCUCGGGCCCGCCGACUCAGACCUCAUGUUCAGCAGGUCGCCCGUACACCACGAUACACAUAAGAUAGCAUAAAUACUAAUAAAUUGUUUUCACAUACUUACGUUGUAAGCGAAGGAUCGUGUUAGCACUAGUGGGUCGUCCGCUCCUGUUGGCGAGGGCCCGCCGCGCGCCGUGCUCGGCGGCCAACGAAAGCAUUUGUUGUAAAAUUACAGUUAAGAGCCAUUAUUAUUAUUAUUAUUACAUUUUAAGUGGAAGUUUAGAUUAAGUUGAGUUUUUCGAGUGAAUAACGUUUAGUUGACGAUUCGAUCGGAUGCGUGGUGUGUGAGAGGUCGAUGUGGAGUGCCUGAGUUUUAGUGUACUACUGCUUACUGUUAGGUAGGUAGUUGAAAUUUUGACGCCGUAUUUUCAAUUGUAAAAGUAGAUAAUAAAGCAUACACAGUCGCGAACGCUUAGUGGUGCGCGCGCCGACACGUUGAUCAGCACUGCCGCCGUCGUGUCCGGCCGCCGGCAGCGGCCCCAGACAGGCCGGGCCUCGGCCCGGACCGCGACACGACGCUUUUCUUUUCUAAAAUAAUCAGAUUAUUAGAUUUCGUCAAAUUUAUUAAAUAGGCUGCUCAUGGUAAUUAUGUAAGAUUUUAAUUUCUUAAUUAAAAGAUAAUAACAAAACGUAGGAAUGCGUAAUUAGCGAUUUUUAAAAUUAUACAGUUAUGAUAGAGUCAUUCUUGUUUUAGUCGCCACUUGGCUCUUCUACGAGUGCGGUCUUGUGUAAUUAGGGUAGGAAGAGGCUAGGGGCAGAGUGGGGGCGCGCAGCGGCGUAGCGGUGGGCAGAGCGGAGCGUAGCAGCAGUGCCCGCGGCGCCACUAGCCGAAUAGGAGGACCAAGUGGAACGAUUCAUUUCAAUUUUUCGUAACGAAUACAUAUAACAUUAUAAUAAUGGUUACAAAAGUAAAAUAUAACAUUAUAGCGACUAAUAAAUCUAAAUUAUAUGAAAUGUUUAUAGAUUUAAAAUGACGUUUGUUUCUUUAGAGUGACCUUCUGUGCUUGUUUUAUGGGAACGAUGUACAUCUCUGACAAUAGUCGUUGAUCACGAUGAUAUUAAUACGAUCUGAUCUUUGUAAGCGUUUAUUUACCCACACCGUAGAACUAACAUUGUUUUGCGUUCGACAGUAAUUUACACCGAUUCAUUUUAUAGUAUUAC